GGAAUGAUCUGAUGGUCGGUCUCAGAUGAUCAGAUCAGACCAGACCCAACUGCUGGCUCCUUGCCUAACCACCACUCACUGCCCACUUCAUGCCCUGCACGUCUACUGACUGCACGCGUACAGUACGACGACCGAGCAACUACUGGCCUGGUAGUGGUAGGGCGCGAGCACUACAUGCUUCCAUGCAGUAUCUGAGAUGCAGGCCUUCUUUAUAUAUACAACCACUGGCACUGCACAAUGUGUAUGUGUAGGGUAUGCCGGUAGGGCCUCAACUUCAUUUACGCGGCGGCGGUAGUAGCAGACUGGGAGUGUCCUUGGGCGGUGACGACGCACGAUGGCCGGCAGGAGGCUGCCGGCGCUGUGCGGCGGCGGCCGGGCGGCGACGACGCGGGUGAGGAGGAAGCGGGCGGCCUGCUCCUCCUCACCGGCCUCCAAGCUCGCCGUGGCGGCGCUGGCCAGCGGCGCCGGCAAUAAGGCCAGUAGUAAGGGUGGUAGUCCAGGAGGAGUUGUUGGAGGGUGCUACGUCGACGGCAACGGCGCGCUGAUGGUGGAGGUGGGCGGCGCCGGCGCGGCGGGGGCCAGGAAGAAGAAGAAGGACGGCGGCGGGCGGCGGGUGAUGGUGCUGGCCGACGGGCGCGCCGAGGCGGCCGGCGCGCUGCAGUGGGCGCUGUCGCAGGCCGUCCGGAGCAACGACACCGUCGUCCUCCUCGCCGUCGUCAAGCCGCUCGCCCAAGACGCUGUUAGCGAUUCGUGUGUCAAGAUGCUGGGGACGAAGAGCCAGCAGCACCUUGACGCCUUGAGGACCCUGUGCGAAUCAACAAGGCCAGAGGUGAAGGUGGAGACGUGCGCGGUGGAGGCGGAGGAGCGCGCGCCGGCGGUGGUGGAGGCGGCGAGACGGCACGGCGCGUCGCUGCUUGUGCUGGGCCAGCGCCGGCGCCGCGCGGUGGCGCGGUGGCUGCAGGCGCUGUGGCGGCGGCGGCGGCGGCGGCGCGGGGGCUCCGGCUCCCCCGGCGGGAUGGUGGAGUACUGCAUCGAGCACGCGCCGUGCGUGGCGCUGGCGGUGCGGCGGCGAAGCUCCGGCGGCUACCUCCUAUGUUGCCCGGAUAUGCGGAUACGGAUACCAACUCCUGAGGAACCAAAGAGUUCUCCCAUGGCGACGGCCGCGUCCACAACCAGCAGCGACGGCGGCGGGCUGUCGCGGUCUGCCUCAGCCAUCGUCGCCGUCGCCGAGAGCGGCCAGCACCUGCUGAGGAUCGACGGCUACUCCCACACCAUGGACGUCCCCACCGGCAGCGACAUCAAGUCCCCGCCCUUCAGCGUCGGGGGCCACAGCUGCUGCAUUAGCUACUACCCCAACGGCCUCAGCUCGGCCUGGUCCGACUACAUCUCCCUCUUCCUCCAGCUCGAUGGCGGCGCCCCACAGGACGUCUGGGUCCGGCACACGUUCAGCCUGCUCGGCCGCGAGGGGAAGCCGGUGCCGUACUUCAUAAACAGCGGGAAGAAGAUCUUCACCGACUGGGGCACCUCGGCCUUCAUCAGGAGGAGCGAGCUCGAGGGGUCCGAGCACCUCCGGGGCAACAGCUUCACGAUAAGGUGCAACGUCACGGUCACCAAGGAGAUCCAGACGAAGAGCGUCGACGUUGGCGCCAGCGCAGCCCCGACGGUAGCGCCGCUGCCGCCGGACCCGGACUUGCACCGCCACCUGGCUGGCCUCCUCGCGACCGGGGAGGCCACGGACGUUGUGUUCGAGGUGGACGACAAGACUUUCAUGGCGCACCGGUGUGUGCUCUGUUGCAGUAAUUACUCCUGA
Panicum virgatum (switchgrass) is the source of this 1810-nucleotide messenger RNA. RefSeq lists its product as uncharacterized. The record is from RefSeq and is a predicted model, not a curated record. NCBI's taxonomy places the organism in Eukaryota, Viridiplantae, Streptophyta, Magnoliopsida, Poales, Poaceae. Gene Ontology annotation, molecular function: protein binding. The transcript has 4 exons. Bases 335 to 1810 code for a protein of 491 amino acids.